AUGGCUCCAAAGAAGAAAUCCCAAAAACAGAAGGAUAUAACUUGGGAUCAUUGUAAAUCCCUUGUGAAUAGGUUGAAUGUUAAAUGUAACUAUUGUCCCAAAACAAUAUGGGGAGGAACAUUUAGAAUGAAGCACCAUCUAGCUGGAACACACAAAGAAGUUGCUCUAUGCCAACAAGUGCCGGAAGAGAUAAGGGAUCUAUUUAAAAAAAUAUUAGAGGAUGCAAGAGAUGAUGAUGAACUAGAGUGCUUCGAUGAUAAAGAUUCACAAAAAAAAGGGAGCAUGGAUAGUUUUAUGAUAAAAGGAAAAGGUGGAAGUGGCUCAUCUGCUAUGAAACAACAAACUAUAAAUUCAAUGGUGAAGGAUAGAGAUUUGGUGGUUCGAGAUAUUUGUAGAUGCAUAUAUGGCAAUGCAUUGCCAUUUAAUUUAGUUAAGAGUCCACUAUUUAUUAAUAUGGUGAAGUCUAUUAGUGAAUAUGGCAGAGGCUUAAAACCACCAACUUAUCAUGAAGUGAGGGUGUCAUAUUUGAAGAAAGAAGUUGAUUUUGUCCAUACUAGUUUGGAUAAAUAUAAGUUGGAAUGGAAGAAAACUGGUUGUACAUUGAUGUCCGAUGGAUGGACUGAUGGAAAGGGUAGAUCUCUUACUAAUUUUCUUGUUAAUAGUCCUAGAGGGACUGUUUUUAUGAAAUCUGUUGAUACAAGCAGCUUUAUUAAAGAUGCUGAAAAAAUGUUUGAAUUACUUGAUGUGAUGGUGAUAGAAAUUGGAGAAGAGAAUGUCGUUCAAGUAGUGACAGAUAGUGCUUCAGCCCUUGUAUCUGUUGGACAAAAGUUGAUGGAUAAAAGAAAGCAACUCUUUUGGUCACCCUGUGCAGCCCACUGUCUUGAUUUGAUUUUGGAAGAUAUUGGUGGCAUUACAGUGCCGGAAGCCAAAUUUGCAGAAAAUGUUGUUUUGGCUGAUAAAAGGUUUUGGAAAUCAAUACAUUAUUGCUUGAAAAUUGUGUCUCCUCUUGUGAAAGUUCUUAGACUUGUGGAUGGUGAUUCAAAACCUGCAAUGGGAUACAUUUAUGAGGCUAUGGAUAGAGCAAAGGAAGAAAUAGCAAAGAGUUUUAAUCAUGAGGAAAAGAGAUAUAAGGAUGUAUGGGAAAUCAUUGACAAGCGUUGGGAUUUACAACUUCAUAGGCCUCUUCAUGCAGCCGCCUAUUUUCUUAAUCCAAAGUUCCACUAUGACACAAAGUUCAACCCAGAUCGCGAGGUUAAAACUGGCUUGUGGAAGACAUUGGAGAAGAUGUGUCCUAAUAUUGAAACAAGGAUUACAAUUGAUUCCCAAAUUGAGAAAUUUGGCAGGGCUGAAGGACUCUUUGGAAAUAGUUUAGCAAUUGCAACUAGAGCUAGGAAGCAACCUGCUUUAUGGUGGAAUAGUUUUGGAGACGACUGCAAAGAGCUGCAAACAAUAGCUAUUCGUAUCCUAAGCCUCACUUGCAGUGCUAUAGGGUGCGAGAGAAAUUGGAGUGUGUUUGAUCAAAUUCACUCUAAGAGAAGAAACCGUUUAGAGCAACAAAGUUGA
This is a messenger RNA of Gastrolobium bilobum, 1563 nucleotides long. RefSeq lists its product as uncharacterized. The record is from RefSeq and is a predicted model, not a curated record. The transcript has 4 exons. Gene Ontology annotation, molecular function: DNA binding; protein dimerization activity. NCBI's taxonomy places the organism in Eukaryota, Viridiplantae, Streptophyta, Magnoliopsida, Fabales, Fabaceae. Bases 1 to 1563 code for a protein of 520 amino acids.